AAAAUUUAGAAUCUAAUCUGUGGUGUUAUUUUAUUUACUCAAUUAUUUAUCUACUUAUAGGUCUAUCUAAUAAUAAUUUAAUAAAUAAUACUACUUUUAUAAGUACACAUAGUAUCGCUACCAUUUUUCCUGCAGAAAAUCAAUAACUGAAAGUUUAAAGAAAAUUAUGCUACGAUAGAAAUACGUAAUAAUUAUGUCAUCUCCAGCUUCUAAACUUGUCUUAGGAUUGUCUUGUGCUUUAACGUUAGGGAUCGUUACUUACGUACAUGUGAAACAACAAACAGACAGAGAGAAAAUGCAUGAAGGGGUUGUUAGAGACAUUGAACGGCAGCAACGAAGGAAAAUUGAAAACCUCUACUUGUUACAAAAACAGAAUGACCUAACAAAACAAAUAAAGAAGGAAAUGGAAAAUUCAUAGACUUAAAAAUUUACUAGGCAUAGACUAUUUAUUAAAUAUAAACUAUUAAAAACAAUUUGUUAAAAUCAUA
Molecule: messenger RNA, 488 nt
Organism: Galleria mellonella (greater wax moth)
Lineage: Eukaryota; Metazoa; Arthropoda; Insecta; Lepidoptera; Pyralidae
Product: protein PET117 homolog, mitochondrial
Exons: 2
Coding region: 194-418 (74 amino acids)
Biological process (GO): mitochondrial respiratory chain complex IV assembly
Cellular component (GO): mitochondrion
Source: RefSeq, a predicted model, not a curated record